This is a messenger RNA of Effrenium voratum, 950 nucleotides long. The record is from the annotation of a GenBank genome assembly. NCBI's taxonomy places the organism in Eukaryota, Dinophyceae, Suessiales, Symbiodiniaceae.
AGUUGAAAGGCUGAAGGCACUAGUGAAGCCUCUGGACCUUUCAUCAAGGAUCCAUGGUAGCGUUACCAUCAAGAAGGCGUGGGCAGGUUUCUGCUGGUGACCAGGCAUGCUCCAAGAGGCGACAAGGACUUGCAGGAGGAAGAGGUCAGGACUGCGAGGAUUGCUGGUGGGGAUUGCAGCACUCACGACCUUUCUGGGCAUGCGGACGUACGUGCCCACCCCUUCCGCCCAGAUUGCAGCAGCUCCAGCGCUGGCGCCGACGCCGGUGCGGGCGCCGCGCCCAGAUGUCCCGCUGCCCAUCGACGAGACCCGCUACGGGGAGAAGGUAAGAUGGCUCGCAGAUCGACAGUUGUCCAGGCCCCCAGAGUGGCGGGUCUUGCUGCUGGACAAGACCUUCAGGAAUGUAUCGAACACCACUGCGAAGGUCGCUGCCUGCCUCGUUUCAGUCCUCGGCCUCGCUGGCUACGUAGCCAAGAUCAAGGCGGAGCACGCGAAGGAUCAUUUCUUUUCCGUCGUUGCGGUUGAGCAGGACUACAGGGAUGCGGUGCGAAAGGCGCAGGCAUUGCAAGGGCGUGGCCUUGCUGUUCGAGUGGUCCCCGGCACCAGUCGCAGCACGUUGCAGCCGCAGCCGAGGAAGGAAGCUCAGCCGAGCAUGGCCUCCCAAAGGUGAACUGCCAUGAACAAGGAGGCUAGCGGACCAUCAUGCUGGGCUCGAGCGCUUCAGUUUUCUUUGCACCUUCCAUGCGGAGCACGGUGCAGCCAUUUUUGGCGACCAUUUCCCAGUUUUGUGCCAUGUUGCGUCCAGCGAGGCAUUUGUACAGAGUGCUCGCGCUUUGCGGCGUGCGGCGUGCUAUGCACUCGGCUGGGGCAAUCGGAUGCCAAGCAUUGAUAUUCAUGAGUACCAGGUACAGGUCAGUGCUUAGACAUACCACAGUCGCGCGCAUUGACGG